Phytophthora nicotianae INRA-310 is the source of this 468-nucleotide messenger RNA. RefSeq lists its product as hypothetical. The coding region runs from base 1 to 468 and encodes 155 amino acids. The transcript has 2 exons. The record is from RefSeq and is a predicted model, not a curated record. NCBI's taxonomy places the organism in Eukaryota, Oomycota, Peronosporomycetes, Peronosporales, Peronosporaceae.
AUGGCUUUCGCGCUGACCAAUCGACGCGAGAUCGCGGGCCCCCUCGCGGCGUUGUAUCUGUUGCGCGGAUCAUGCACAUACAUGAGCGCUUCAUGUACAUCUCUCCCUCUCUACGACGUUUUGCACGAGUUAAUUCAGAACGGCACGCACUCAUGCAACCUCGUCGAGCUUCAAGAGGCUGAGUCCAACGUCACGAUUCGCGCUGCCUCCUUCCUCGACGACUAUAUCUUCCGCCCGUCCUCGCUAGACCGUAUGAAUCUUUACGAAUUCGCCAUGGCGUGUUUUCGCCGCAAGCAAUCCAAGUCGGCAGCAACGCCCGAUUUGUUUUUGCCCGGACAUCCCCUUUUUAAUACGCAUUGCAUUGGUCAUCAUCAAACUGAAGCGGUCCCGGUCAUCACAGGUGUGCGAAUGCCUUCAUCAAGAACUGCUGGACCCGACAGCAGAAUGUACGGCUCGCACCGCCAUUGA